CUCUCUCUCUCUCUACACUCGCUAGUCUUUAAAUCUCCCACCGCCAGUACAUAACCUUCUCUCCACUCAAAGUCUCCCUCAUCUUCCACCAAGGAUCUAAACCAAUUAACCAAAAGUUGAAAAAGGAAAAAAGAAAGGCCUUGCAGAAAGAGGAAGAGAGAUAGCAAAUGGAAGAAGAAAACCAGGUGACCCCCAGAUGGGAAGGCUAUGUAGACUGGAAGAACAAACCUGCACUCAAAUCCCGCCAUGGUGGCAUGGUUGCAGCCUCCUUUGUAUUGGUGGUGGAGAUAAUGGAGAACUUGGCAUAUCUAGCAAAUGCGAGCAACUUGGUGCUAUACUUGUCCGAGUAUAUGCACUUUUCUCCAGCAAAAUCGGCAAACGAAGUCACGAAUUUCAUGGGAACUUCUUUUCUUCUGGCCCUUCUUGGAGGUUUCUUAUCCGAUGCCUUUUUCACUACUUAUCACAUCUACCUGAUAAGUGCAGUGGUUGAGUUUCUGGGUCUAAUCAUACUCACAGUGCAAGCCCGCUCAUCAUCUCUCAAGCCACCAAUAUGCAAAGGAGCCAAUUUCAACGCGCCAUGCGAGCAGGUUCAUGGUGCCAAGGCUGCAAUGCUGUUUCUAGGCCUGUAUCUGGUUGCGCUUGGUGUUGGAGGCAUAAAGGGGUCGCUCCCGUCGCAUGGCGCCGAGCAGUUCGACGAGAGCACGCCGCAGGGACGGAAGCAGAGGUCGACCUUCUUCAACUACUUUGUGUUUUGCCUCUCGUGCGGCGCCUUGAUUGCGGUGACAUUAGUGGUGUGGAUUGAGGACAACAAAGGGUGGGAAUGGGGCUUUGGAAUCUCAACUCUUAGCAUCUUGUUGUCUAUCCCCGUCUUCCUUGCCGGUUCCGCUCUUUACCGGAACAAAAUACCUUCCGGGAGUCCACUCACAACCAUUUUCAAGGUUUUAGUAGCUGCAUUGGUGAAUACUUGCAUAAGAAAGAGUCCAAGCAAUGCCAUUGCAAGUAUGGGAACCCCUUCUUCUCCCACCAUAAUCAGCAGGGAAGUGGAAGAGAACGCCAAGACAGAGGAGUCCACUGAAGCCCCAACAACAACAAGCCUAAAAUUCCUCAACAGAGCCGCAGUGAACAAUCCGGUCCACGCGGCUCUAGAGUGCAGCCUACAGCAGGUGGAAGAAGUCAAGGUUGUCUGCAGAAUCUUCCCCAUAUUUGCCUGCACAAUAAUGCUCAACUGCUGCCUGGCUCAGCUCUCCACAUUCUCUGUCCAACAAGCCGCAACCAUGAACACCAAGCUAGGCUCCUUGAAGGUUCCUCCAGCCUCCCUCCCCGUCUUCCCCGUAGUCUUCAUCAUGAUCCUGGCACCUCUAUACGACCACUUCAUCAUCCCGUUCGCCAGGAGAGUGACAAAGUCCGAAAUGGGAAUAACCCAUCUCCAACGAAUUGGGGUCGGUCUAGUCCUCUCCAUCAUUGCAAUGGCAGUAGCCGCGCUCGUCGAGGUCAAGCGGAAGCGAGUGGCUACCACCUCAGGCCUACUUGACUCCACCAGUCCAUUGCCCAUCACAUUCUUCUGGAUUGCACUUCAGUACUUGUUCCUUGGCUCAGCAGAUCUCUUCACUCUGGCCGGAUUGUUGGAAUUCUUCUUCACUGAAGCACCAACAAGCAUGAGAUCUUUGGCCACAUCUCUCUCGUGGGCCUCUUUGGCCAUGGGAUACUAUCUAAGCACAGUGAUUGUUUCCUUAGUAAAUGAUGUCACAGGAAGCUCCGAGCAAAAACAAUGGCUCUCUGGAAGCAACAUUAACCAUUACCACCUAGAACGCUUCUACUGGCUCAUGUGUGUACUCAGUGCACUGAAUUUCUUGCACUACCUCUUCUGGGCUACCCGGUACAAAUACAGAUCAACAAAAGGAAACAACUGAAAGGGAAAAAAAAAUAAAAAUUUAAUUAAAGAAGUUACAUAGCUGGAUAUAUGUGGCAUGGUUGAAUAUCAUGUCACAUAUUAAAUGGGCAACUUUUUUGGGUUGUACAUACAUGGGAAUGUGCCAAAUGCUGCUUCUCAAUUAAUCUAUCUUCCAAAAUUAUGGGGGUAUGAUUGAAGUAGUGCCUCUUGAUACGGGAAGAUCAAAGCAGGAAAAUGGUAUCUGCAGUGCCUGUUUUGUAACCAAUCCCAAUGUUGUGGUAGAUAAAUGUUAUUGGUUCCUAUUUUCGGGGGAACAAAAAAUUAUAUCAAUUUUCUUUGUGUCUUCUCAUUUUCAAUUGUAAGAGGAAAGAAAGCAAAAUCAAUGAGACUAUUCGGACUCAACACAACAAAGCAAAGUACUGAUGACCCUGUACUUGUUUCAUAUAAAAGAAAGCAAAGAGAAGAGCUUUCCUCAGAG
This is a messenger RNA of Morus notabilis, 2369 nucleotides long. Its product is annotated as protein NRT1/ PTR FAMILY 4.6. The transcript is spliced from 5 exons. Gene Ontology annotation, molecular function: transmembrane transporter activity. Gene Ontology annotation, cellular component: membrane. Gene Ontology annotation, biological process: transmembrane transport. NCBI's taxonomy places the organism in Eukaryota, Viridiplantae, Streptophyta, Magnoliopsida, Rosales, Moraceae. The record is from RefSeq and is a predicted model, not a curated record. The coding region runs from base 168 to 1910 and encodes 580 amino acids.